CAUAGUGCCUCGCGUGAGACACUCGAUACCUCAGUAUACCUAGCUUAGUGUGUCAAAGAUUUCGACGUGGAAAGAAAUCCAGAGUUAUUUUUCUGAAAGAGUUGGAGGACUUGGGGAAAUUUCCAAUAAUUUUUUCGGACGAUUUCUGCCCCGUUUUGGGAAAGAUACAGAUGGCUUCCCCGAUGAACAAGGCAGCGUUGGUGGUGGACAGCGGGUCGGGAACCACCAAGGCAGGGUUUGCAGGCGAGGAAGGACCCGUGUCUGUUUUCCCGACGAUCGUGGGGCGUCCUCGAACCGCGCGCCACUUCAGCUCCCACGCGCAGCCCUUGGUCGGGAACGCCGCCCAGAGGAAGCGCGGCACACACAGGCUCUCGUUCCCCAUCGAGCGCGGCGUCGUCACCAACUGGGACGACAUGGAGACACUCUGGAGCCACACCUUCGAGCACGAACUCCACGUCGAGCCUCGCGAGCACGGCCUCCUGCUGGCUGAGCCGCCCCUCUGCCCGAUGCCCAACCGCGAGAGGGCGGCGCAGGUUCUGUUCGAGACGUUCGGCGUGGGCGCGCUCUUAGGGGCCAACCAGGCCGUGCUCUCGCUGCACGCGUCGGGGCGCACCACGGGCAUCGUGCUGGACUCCGGCGACGGCAUUUCCCACGCCAUGCCCUUCUACGAGGGCUACUCCCUCCCGCAUGCCAUUCUGCGCUCGGAUCUGGCCGGCAGAGAUCUCACAGAGUACCUGGUGGAACUCCUGGGCAAGCGAGGAUACUCCUGCCAAAACUCCACCGAGAGGGACAUCGUCCGUGACGUCAAAGAGCGCCUGUGCUACGUCGCCCUCGACUUUCACCAGGAGAGCGCCGCUGCCAAGACCUCAGCCGUCGAAAAAACCUACGAGCUUCCCGACGGGGAGGUCAUAUCCCUCGCAGACGAGAGAUUCCGAUGUCCCGAGGUCCUGUUCGACCCGUCCCUCGUCGGCAAGGAGGCUCGGGGCAUGCAGGACACCGUGUGCGACUCCAUCCUCAAGUGCGAGUCGGUCGUCCGCAAAGACUUAUUCGCGAAUGUCAUGCUGUUUGGCGGCAGCAACAUGUUCCCAGGCAUGGCCGACAGGAUGCAGAGGGAACUGGCGGACAAAACCCCUCUGAAGGUCACUGUCCUCGCCCCGCCCGAGCGCAAGUACUCCGUGUGGAUCGGCGGCUCCAUCCUGGCCUCGCUCUCCACCUUCCAGCAGAUGUGGAUCAGUAAGCAGGAGUAUGACGAGGCUGGACCAAGAGUUCUACACAAGAAAUGUCUUUGAUCUCUUCCCAUUUUCAGUACUCCAUUUAAAUUAUAUAACUUUUAUCUCGUAUU
This is a messenger RNA of Penaeus monodon (black tiger shrimp), 1342 nucleotides long. Its product is annotated as actin-3-like. Lineage: Eukaryota; Metazoa; Arthropoda; Malacostraca; Decapoda; Penaeidae. The transcript is spliced from 3 exons. The coding region runs from base 171 to 1289 and encodes 372 amino acids. The record is from RefSeq and is a predicted model, not a curated record.